AGUGUCGAGUAUGGCAAGAGCACGUGCUGCGUAGGAUUAAAAAAAUUUCACUAAAUUUUCUCUAUGUGGUAAAAAAACAUCUCGUAUUUAUCAUUAUUUAUCCUUUUUAUAGUUGAAUACAUGUAUUUUUUAUGGGGGAUGAAGGUUGCCCUCGGAGCAGCGGCAGCCAUUACUGGGGCCAGUGCCCUGAUCUAUAUAAUCCUAAGGUCACGAAAGUGGCACACAGAGCAGGGAGGCAAGGAUGGCCCGAGCCCCAGGCGCAAGGUUGGCACACUUAGUGAAGUGUCGUCACAUGAAAAAUCAGGCGUGCAUGUGGGGGGGAAAACUGAGCCCCACAGGGAGUCCAAAGAUCUCCAGGAGAAGAAUAACUAUGUUUCCUAUAAGAACCUGAAUGGCCAUGUUCCAGCAGAGGAAAACAGUGAUUUGUCACCUGAUGAUUUUGCACCCAGAAGUGAAGGGCUUUUGGAUGGGGAAAAGAAGACCAGCCAGGAGGUAAACACUGGUAAAUGUGGGCCUCCUGAAGUCGUUGCCUCCAAUGCAACUAAUGAGACACGAGACAGUUGCAAGGAAUCUACAGUGAAGAUUGACGUGCUCACAUCCUGCAUCGUGACCCUGAAUGCUCCUAGCUGUUUGGGUGACGAAUGCCAGCUGGACGAGAAGGAGAGGUCUUUGCCAGUGAAGGAUGAACUGGAGCUGAAAGCUGAUAAGGAAGGAAUUGAUGGAAGCCAUGUGGAUGUUAUCCCCUCCAAGGAAAAUGAAGUUGCUCAGCCUCUUGAAAGUGCCAAAGCAGACACUGCAGAAGCCCCUGGUAGCUCUCCUAAUAGUACUCUGGAGUCUAGCAUUAUUAAUAGGCCAGAGGGUGUAUCAUCAAGUGAGAAGGAAGCCGAUCAGGCAUGUCAACAGGAUGAUAACUAUAGCAAUGAUAGAGACAUGCAGGAGGACAUUGUACAAGUCACAAAGAUGUGUCUUAGAGAAGCAUUACCUGAAGACCAAGAUGUGCCAAGAAUCCCCGAAGGAGAAGUAGACAAGACUGACACGCCACCAAGUACAAACAUAGAGACCCAAAUCACAGCCUCUGCAUUGUGUGUGGAAGAAUCUGUAAAUUGUAAUGAUACAGGCAAAGUACAAAAAUCUGAGUCAUCACUUCCAAAUACACAGAAUGAAGAAAUAGUAAAUGAGGUGAAAGAUGAGGCAAAAGAAGAAUUGACUUUAACUUUACCUGCCAGUGCUCUUGAAAAGAUAAAGAAUGUAGCUGUGAUGGAAAGCAAACCAGAAUUAGAAACAGAGGCAAGUAACCAAAAAGAAAGUAAUGUAGAGGUUUCUAGCAGUAAUGGAGAUGCAAUUUCUAGUGAGACCACAAAAAUUGAUAGUUGUGAAGAGAUAGUAGUGGAGAAAAGAGAGCUGGAUUGUUUGGAAGAAGGAAAUAAGUUGGAACAAGAUGAUGGAAUCCAACAAGAUAUUAGUUUGGUGGAGGCUGAAUCUGUUGUUCCACAUGAGGCAUCUCCUAAUGCACCCGUCAUCAAAGAAAACCAUGUUGAUGAAGCUGUAGUAGUUAAUGGAAUUGAGAUGUCUGAUAAUGCCACUAGUGUUCAGAAAAAUGUUGAUGAAAAAGUUGAGAUUAUUCCCAAUGUGACAGCAGAGGUUAUUCCAAAUAUGACAGCUGAGAUUAUUCCCAAUGUGACAGCUGAGGUUAUUCCCAAUGUGACAGCCGAGGUUAUUCCUAAUAUGACAGCUGAGGUGAUUCCCAAUGUAACAGCCGAGGUUAUUCCUAAUACAACAACUGAGAUUAUACCUAAUAUGACAGCUGAGGUUAUUCCCAAUGUGACAGCUGAGGUUAUUCCUGCAGUUGACACUGUGCCAGAUUGCAAUGACAAACAGAUUUUGAAUUGGGCUGCUGAAGUGCAGGAAGAAAUUGCGAGGGAAAAGGCUGAACUGCACACGGCUGAGCUUGAGCCAAAGCACCCUGUCUGCAAAGUCCAGGUGUCUGAGGCUCCUCCUAAGAGCGCCGAACAGAAAUCAAACAAAAAGAAUAGUGCAGUGUCCGCAUCGAAAGACGGCUCAAAGCAAGGCAGCACAAAGAAGCCCGCGAAGGAGGCCUCGGAAAAGGGCAGGAGGAGGAGAGGCGGCAAGCAGGCCCCCCCUCGUAAUGAAGUUCCACCUGAGCCCAAAACCAACAACAACGUAAGCCAGACGAAGGAAAAUUCCCAGACUGUAGGGGUGGAGCCAGCCGUUACCGACCUGGAAAACUACCCUGUGUCCGAGCCCGACAGCCACAACUGCGACUCACAAAGCUUGAAAUCGAUUGACAGUGGCCAGGGAAGCAUUGAAGUAGAACCCGAGACUGUAUUUAACCCAUCGGCAUGUCCAGUGUUCAGCCAAGAGCAGUUUUUGUUUUAUGAAUUUGAAAUCCCACAGACACUGGUAGGAAGGUUGAUUGGCAAGAAAGGAGCCUUUGUAAACAAGAUCAAGGCUACCACUGAUGCAACGCUUAUAGUGUAUCCACACAAGAACAGAAGGCUAAAGUUAUGUUCCGUUGAAGGUACCAGACAGCAGGUUGAUGCAGCCAUAAGGAUGAUCAGAGACCACUUCCCCCUUGACAGAUACCCUGACGUCACCCUAGAGCAAGUGUCAGGGAGAGGGCCCGUGCAGCCUGCAGUUCAGCCCACCGUCAACACGCAAGCCAUGCAGAUUGAACUGACAGCUGGUGUGGUGGUGGAGGUGCGUGUGAGUUCAGUCAUGAGUGGCGGGGAAUUGUGGGUGCAGCAGCCUCUCCACCCCUCCUUCUCUGCCCUUCAGCGCCUCCACUCCUGCAUGAACCUCAACUAUGGGGACGGCUCGAACACCCCACCCUUGCCUGUGCCUAUUCAAGAAGGAACUGUGUGUGUAGGCCAUGUUGCCAGACAGUGGAUGAGAAGCCAGGUAUUAAGUUGCACUGAAGAAUCUGCCGUGGUGGUAUUACUAGAUGUCGGUGGAGUCCUCAACCUCCCCACAUCAGACCUUAGACAGAUUCGUUAUGACUACAUGACGCUCCCUUUCCAAGCCUCUCAGUGCCUGUUGCAUGGAAUCCAGCCUGUUGGAGAAGACGGCUGGGAUGACACGUCUGCAGCUGUGCUCGAAGAACUGGUCAGUGGCACAAUCCUUUUCACCACCGUGGUCUCGUAUACUGAAGAUGGUGUACCUCUAGUCAACCUCUACAGAAGACAGCAGGAUCAGUACAUCAACCUGAACGAGAAGAUGGUACACCUUGGCCACGCGAAGUGGAUAGCCCCCCCCUCGGCAAGCUGAGCUUGACCAUAGUCGCUAGCCACCUAAGUUACCUGUGACCUUUCCUUUUUGUACCAUUUUGUAAGUGGUAUGAAGGAAUAUGUUGAACUUCAGUAUAUGUGAAGAAGAGAAAGUAUACUGUGAUCAAUGUUGUUUUUGUAAGUGUUGUUCUCUCUUUUUUUUUCAUUUUUUCUUUUAUUUUCUCUUUCUUUUUUUCUUUUUUGCAAUUUAUGGAAUAAUGGCAUAUGAAUUUUUUUCAAUUUUUCUUUUGUUUUCUUUUUUUUUAAUUUCUAUUUUAGAUGAUAGUUAAACAUUUAGAUUUUGGUUUAUUUUUGCAACAGGAUUCUAAAUACAGAAAUUCAUAUCCAUUUUUUCAUCAUACCUCUUUUAUUUCCCUCUCUGUUCUGCUUUCUUGGAAACAUUGCUCAUUUCCCGUCAUUUCCUUUCAUUUCAUCAACAAGCGUACUGAACAAAUAACACAAAUGACAUGCAUACAUAACCAGAGAAAUAGAAUAAAAGAGAGAAAAAAAAAAGACUUCCUGACCCCCACAGACAAAAUACAUUGUUACUGCACAUGCAUUGUGUUUUUUCUAUAGCGUUCACAGAGAUAUCAAGACUUUGAAAGUGCCUAAGCAAGCUAGUUGUUACAGGUGAGCCUGGCUUGCUCCCUAAUCAGCUGGUUUGACACAAGUUUUUUGUGAAUUCUCCCCUACCCCCCCUCCCCCUUCCCUGCUCCUUCCUCUGCCUGUGCCCAGAGUUGCCACCACAGCAUAGACUGUUCAUUGCGUUCAUAUUUUCCUAACGUCUUCACUGGUUCGUAAAGAGUCUACAGCGCGUAGUUUUAAGAAACCCUAGCGGAUGUGGAAAUCCUAUUUAUAUUUGCGUUCGAGAGAUAUUUAACACUUUUUAUUAUUAUCAAGAGCUUUUCCCUUCUUUCAGAACAUGAUUAUUAAAGUGAAUAAAAAUGUAAGUGUCAGCUAGCCCAUGUGUAUUUAUAUAUAUAUAUAUAUAUAUAUAUAUAUAUAUAUAUAUAUAUAUAUAUAUAUAUAUAUAUAUAUAUAUGUACAAUGAUAAAGUACAAGAUGCAGUGAAUAUUAUGGACUGUAGUCUUUGGUAAUUUACGUGAUAGUUCUAAAGGAAAAUCAAAAUAGUGAAUACAAAAUAAAAAAACAAAUAAAAAAACAGCUUGCCAUAACUUUUUAUACAGUUGCUAGCAUGUAGUCAUCUGAAAUUUCACAGUCUAAUGUAGUUCUUUCAAAACUUUUCAUUUACAAGUUUAAUUCAUGGGAAAAGUAUGGUUGUGAAAGCUAGAUUCAUCAACAGUACUCGUGAAUUAUUGUUAUUGUUACAAAUUUGAGAUUAUGUUAGCUAUUAGUUCUGUCAGUAUCAUUUAUCAUUAUUUUCUAUUUUGUUACAUUAUUCAAAUAUUUUUUACGACUUUGAAAGACUGCCGAAAUUCAAGCUAGUCAGUAUACGAGGUUUGCUUAAUCUCACUAUGUAAUUUUGCAAACUUCUUCAAAAAUCUGCUCUUGGAACAAGUGUAAAGUCUUAAGGGGAGGUGGCAUGCGUAUUGUUGGACAGUGUCACGGUUGUAUGUGUGGUCGAUGUACUUCAGUUGUGAAAGUGAGACUAAGGGUUAUUAUUUAAUAAUUUAAUUUCCUGGAAUUGAUUCCUUUUCUCUCCUUUUUCUUUCUUCGUAUCUCUCUUCCUCUACCCUUCUUGAAGCUGAUAUAGUUUGUGUGAGACCAGUACUUGUCCAUCCUGUGUGUAAUGCAAGAGGGCAAUUUCUCAGAAGCAGCUGCGGAACUAGAGUAGAAAAGAGAAGACCUUUUAAGCCUGGUCGGGAACAGUAUAGCGAGAAUGGAUUUGCCCAAAGCUAAGUAUUGAUAAUACUCUGGAAAGCAGGUAUUAGAUUUAUCUUUGAACGUCAUUAUAUAUUUGGAAAUUGUUGUUAGUGACUGUGCUAUAUAUUCAGUUUUGUAUUAUGCAAUUGAGAUCCGUCUCUUGAGCUUAGUGUCUUGAUAUACUACUACAAAAUUAUUUAUAUAUUCAGUGUUUAUUCCAUGUAAUGUAAAAAUAGGAAAGUUGUGGAAAGUUGUUAGAAAAGGAUGUGUUCUUGAAGGUCUCUCUUUGCAAUAUAGGUUGAUGCAAAGGAGAUUCAUUUUUUUUGUCAUAGCAUAUUAAGAGAAUGAAGUAAUAAGUCACUUUUGUCAUAGCUUGGAAUUUAACAAGACCUGAAUCUCUUGCAUGAAAAUAGGUGUUGGAGGGAGUAAUACAGCUAUACCUGGUGUUUUCUUAUUAUUUUCCUUUAUUCAGUUCAGCUUCCCCGAUUGAUAUGUUAUAUUUAUGCAUAUGUAGAAUUUUCUCAGCAAUAUUUAGGGUUUCCAGCAGUUAAACAUGUAUAGUGAGGAAUAUGGUUGUUUCUUUCCUUGAUGCUCAUUUUCUAGAGAAAAGAAAAUUGUAAAAAGAAAAAAAAAAAAAAAAAAAAAAAAGUGUAGAAAAGGAUUAAGAUAAACAUGAGACGUCCAUGAAGUUUGUACUUUAAACAUUACUUAUUUAGAUUGCUAGUUUAUAUCCCAGAUUUUUCGGUUGCAGUUCUCAUGGCUUUUUGAUUGCUUUACUAUUGCAAAGGAUGAGAUAGUUAACCAUUUGUGUUGUGAAUAACAAAAAUGAAGAUGGUUGACUGAAGUAUCAUACAUACAUCCUUUUUUUGGUCUGUAUUUACAGGAUCUUGAGAUAGUUUUCUUUGUGUGGUGGGGUUCUUGUAGAGCCUGUAGGAAGUGUUAAAAAGAAUUUGAUAUUGAAGUGACUGUUAUGAAAGGAACUGACUUCAGUGAUGUACCCAUUGUGUUCAGUAUAAGCUGCUGUUAAGUUAUAAAAGUUUACUUUAUAUUGGUGUGUUACAAUUAUGAUACAGAGAUAACCCAGUGGAAUUUUUACCAAAUGUUGAUAAAGGAAAAAAGUUUGUAAAUUUAGAAAUAUAAUUAUUUAUCAGACUAUAUCUAUGUGUUGUGUGAUGUCUAAGCAUUAAUCACUUUAAAAGAAAAAUUUAAUUGAAGUUUCAAGAAAAAAAGAAAAUUGUUUUGUACCAUUUAAACAUGGAAACAGGAGACAAGAUAAAGAUUACAAGAAUUCACUGCUAUUUUGACUAUAGAGGCAGUGUCCAAGUCGUCUUCUAAACUUAAGGGAAAAUACAUUAGUUGUCCUUCAGGAUUUUGGAGACUUAGUCGAGUUGCUAUUUUGGAUUGAAGACUCGCUCUCAAGGCCUCAGGGGUGUGUGAGAUCUUUUGUCAGAAAACGUUGUACUGUAUGUCCUUUGUCAUGAUAUUCCAACGACUGUAUUCUGUGGUAUUCAGAAAAGGGCGGCAUUGAAUUUAUGAUAAUACAUGUUGAGAAACAUUAGCACUCUCUUCUUGUGUGCUUAAAUAAUAGCUUCAACUGUCUUCUCUCUCGUUGUAUUUUCCUGCAUUUGCCCUAUCUUUAUUCUGCUUUCCUUCUUGGUUUCAUCCUCAUCUCCCAUUUUCAGAAACAUCACCCGAAGAAUCAUCUUUGAUAUCGCUCGAUCGCAAGCGGCGAAUCAAGCGAUAUGAAACUUGAAUCUUUACACACACACAUUGUUUGUAUUGCAGGCUGUAUUCUCUUUAUGAAUAGAUGUGGAUGGAGGGGCUUUCCUUCUGUUUCCAUAUUAAUUUUUUUUGUCACAAGUAAUAAUGUGUUACAGUUGAUGGGUGACAAUAAUCUUUGAAACUUCUGAAUUUAGGUUAGAGACAAGAUGAUUAUAAUUAUAAGAUUAGUUAAGGCUAUUUUGUAUUAAAAAUAUGUAAAUAUAUA
Molecule: messenger RNA, 7095 nt
Organism: Penaeus indicus
Lineage: Eukaryota; Metazoa; Arthropoda; Malacostraca; Decapoda; Penaeidae
Gene: spoon
Product: KH domain-containing protein akap-1-like
Exons: 9
Coding region: 121-3285 (1054 amino acids)
Molecular function (GO): RNA binding
Source: RefSeq, a predicted model, not a curated record